Molecule: messenger RNA, 1094 nt
Organism: Juglans regia (Persian walnut)
Lineage: Eukaryota; Viridiplantae; Streptophyta; Magnoliopsida; Fagales; Juglandaceae
Product: eukaryotic translation initiation factor 4E-1-like
Exons: 5
Coding region: 114-827 (237 amino acids)
Biological process (GO): translational initiation
Cellular component (GO): cytoplasm; eukaryotic translation initiation factor 4F complex
Molecular function (GO): RNA 7-methylguanosine cap binding; translation initiation factor activity
Source: RefSeq, a predicted model, not a curated record
AUUCUCUCUCCCCACUUUCCCGAGGAAAGAGGAAAAGAAACGCCGAGCAGGAGCGAGAAAGCCAGAAAAACCUAAGGGAAUUCCCCCCAAGAAACCAGAAUUGAGAGUGCAAAAUGGCGGUGGAGGAGGUGCUCAACUCAGCAACAACUGAAGAAGAGACAAACGCGAUCACAAACACAAACCCUAACCCUAGGUCAGGUGGAGCUGCAGAUGAAGAGGAUGAGCCCGAGGAGGGAGAGAUCUUAGGGGGAGACGAGGACUCGAGGCAAUCGACGGCGGCUGUGGUGCACCAGCCCCACCCGCUUGAGCACUCAUGGACCUUCUGGUUCGACAACCCCUCCGCCAAGUCCAAGCAGGCAGCGUGGGGUAGCUCCAUUAGGCCGAUCUACACCUUCUCUACAGUCGAAGAGUUCUGGAGCAUUUACAAUAAUAUUCAUCAUCCGAGCAAAUUAACUGUGGGAGCAGAUUUCCAUUGUUUUAAAUAUAAAAUAGAGCCCAAAUGGGAAGACCCCAUUUGUGCCAAUGGAGGGAAGUGGACAACAAUCUUCCAAAAAGGGAAAUCCGACACCUCUUGGUUGUAUACGUUGCUAGCACUGAUUGGAGAACAAUUUGAUAAUGGAGAUGAAAUUUGUGGAGCAGUUGUUAAUGUCAGAGCUAGGCAGGACAAAAUAGCUUUGUGGACCAAGAAUGCUUCAAAUGAAGCUGCACAGUUGAGCAUUGGGAAACAGUGGAAGGAGCUUCUUGAUUACAACGAAACAAUCGGAUUUAUAAUCCAUGAGGAUGCAAAGAAACUUGACAGAGGUGCCAAGGAUCGCUACAAAGCAUGAUCUGUCUAGCGUUCUUCUUCUCUUCUCUUGUAGUAGUGUAAGUGUAAGUAGGAUGCAAAGCUUGUUUUCCGGAUUCAGCCUCAUCCUAGUUACCGUACUUAGGAUUCUAGUCUUUGACUUUUUGACUUUGUUUUGCUAAAGAAAACUUACAAUCAUAAGCAGAAUGAGAUUCCUUAAAAUGUACAUUGCGUAGCCUUGGUUUCUCCGAAAGGAAAAACAAAAUUCCUCGUUUUGCUGUCUGAAUCGUAUUUUAUAUUCGGUUAUGGA